This is a messenger RNA of Schistosoma bovis, 1428 nucleotides long. Lineage: Eukaryota; Metazoa; Platyhelminthes; Trematoda; Strigeidida; Schistosomatidae. The record is from the annotation of a GenBank genome assembly.
AUGAAAUCAAAGUAUACAGAUAAAUCAUUCAAUUUACACACAUCAAAUGUACAAUCAGAUAAUACUGUUAAUGAUGAUCCUAGUUAUAAUAAUAAUAAUAAUAAUAAUAACAUACAAACAAUGUCAAAAUCAUCAUUUAAAAAUAAAUCACAUUCACCAUUGUCAACAUCAACAAAUUUCUUAUAUAACAUAUCGAAUCCCGUUGAACGUAAUUUUAAAUUAACUAAUCAAGUUGGUGGAUUAGGUUUAGUAUCAUCAGUACAAAAUCGUAUUAGUCUUGAUACAUUAUCACAUACAACAAAUUCUCCAUUGAAUAUAAUCAAGCAUAAUUCACCAGUUUUAAGUAAUUCAUUAAUCUCUUCAAUAGAUGAUAUGAAACAAUAUAAAAAUAAUCAACCAAUAACUGAUUGGCCAACAUCAUCAGCAUCAGAAGAAUAUAGUAAAAUUAAUAUGCGUAUUAUGGGUCAACCAAUUGAUCCAAGUGUUGUUAAUCAUUUACAUCCAGAUGUAUCACCACAUAAAAUAAAAAAAUUACGUAAAAUUUUAUCUGGUAGUUUAGAUAAAGAAUGGACAUCUGAAACACCACCAAGAGUAUUAAGACAACGUGGAAUAUCUGGUUCAUUUAAUACAAAUAAUCAAGAAAGUUAUACAUCACUUGAUGCUAAAUUAUUAAAAGAGAUUAGAGAAUUGAAUUUUACAUUUCGUAAUUCAUAUGGUGUAUAUUUUACUUUAACUGAUGAACAAAUUCAACCAUAUCGUUAUUGGUUAAUUGAACGUGCUACAUGUGAAAUGGAUUUUAUAUGGGAAGAUUUAGGACCAUUAUUUUGGCCACGUUGGAUACGUAGAGGUGUAUGUUUAAAUCGUCCUGGACAUUCAUGUUCAUGGCCAUCUGGUAUGAAAUGUCGACCAUCUGGUUCACGUGCAUUACAAUUAUUACAUUGGAAAUGUGAAGAUGCUGCACAAGUACAAACUAGAGAACAUGCUGCUGAUCAACGUAUACGUCGUCGUGUAUCAAUGAAUACAUUUCAUUCAGGUUUUUAUGAAAUGGAACCUGUUACAGAUAUUAUUAAAUCGAAACAUAAACGUGAUACUUAUGCACGUUUAAGUUUGAAAGAUAAUUCAUUACAACAUAUUAAUUCAUAUCGUAAAUUACAAGCACGUAAUCUAGGUAAUUCACAUUAUGAUACUAAAACAUCAUGGACAAAUAUAAAAUCAUCUGAACCAUCAAUAUUAUCAUCAUCAUCUUCAUCAUCAAUAUCAUCUUCAUCAUCCUCUUUACAUUUAGAUACCAAUUCAAAAGAUGAAAAACGUCGACGUCGUGCUAGACGUCUAAUUAAACGUCUCAGUGUAACAGCUAAUGGAUAUCAUUGUUAUUGGCAAGUACAAAAAUAUUUAAUUAGUGAUCGUUGUUCAUGUUCAUGUUCAUAA